AUGGCCUCCCCGCCCAAGCCGUGGGRAACACAGCGAGCAGGAGGCAACACGAGCGCUGCGGUACCGACUUCAAUGACCACAACAGUAGCGAAUCCGACGUCGAACUCUUCUGCUGCCACUCCUGCUCUGCCUGCACGACCGGACGCGCUUAACUCUAUUGCAUCGCGAACAGCUGCAAACUACUCUUCUUCUUAUAAUCGGACCUCUCCUUACGGCACUGGGAUUGGAGGUGGGAUUGGAGGAAUGUCGUCAUACGGCUCGCCAUACAGCCGCUUCGGCGGCAUGGGUGGAAUGGGCGGUGGGAUGUAUGGAGGUGGGAUGUAUGGAGGUGGCUAUGGAGGUAUGGGAGGCAUGGGAGGCAUGGGAGGAUAUGGCGGUGGGAUGUACGGCGGGCCUGGAAUGAUGGGCCCCAACGGCCAGGAUCCCAGCCUGACGCAGACGUUCAGCAACAGCACACAAGCUACCUUUCAGAUGAUUGAGAGCAUAGUUGGAGCUUUCGGUGGCUUCGCACAAAUGCUGGAGAGCACGUACAUGGCCACUCACUCCUCCUUUUUCGCCAUGGUCAGCGUGGCAGAGCAGUUUGGCAACCUGCGACAAACACUCGGAUCCGUUCUGGGAAUCUUCACAAUCAUGCGCUGGAUUCGAACAGCGCUGGCGAAACUUACAGGACGACCACCUCCAGCGUCUUCAAAAGAGCUGACGCCUGCGAACUUUGCCUCUUUCUCUGGCCAACCAGGACCGGACGGGUCUCCAGCGCAGCCAAGACCGAGCAGGAAGCCAUUUGUGUUCUUUGUGCUUGCAGUCUUCGGGUUGCCAUACCUGAUGGGCAAGUUGAUUCGUGCUUUGGCGUCCUCACAAGAAGCUGAACAGCAGCGUCAACUUGCCGGCGCGCCAUAUGGWGCAGAUGGCCAACAGCAACCUCUGGAUCCCAGCAAGCUGGACUUCUGCCGUGCACUCUACGACUACACUCCUCAAACCCAACCAGGCCAGCCAUUCCAAGAGGGCGUGGACCUCGCUGUAAAGAAGGGCGACCUCGUCGCCGUUCUGUCCAAGUCAGACCCAAUGGGUCAGCCAUCAGAAUGGUGGCGAUGCCGUGCACGAGACGGUGGCGUGGGAUACCUCCCAAGCCCAUACCUGGAGACCAUCCAGCGAAGGCCUGCGCAAGCGCAGAUUGCUGCCAAGAGCGCAACAAACAGCGAAGCGAGUUCGCGAGUCAACACCAUGACGGCAAGUGUUGAGAACGCAGCCAGCCGAGCGAACUCUAUGAAGAUCACCGACAAGGAGAAGGCUGAGAUCAAGAAGGCGCCGAAGGAGCCACCAGUCAUUCACUCCAAGCAGGGUGAUGUGCCUGUCGAGAGCUUCCAGCGUGGAGCUUUUUACUCUUGA
Ramularia collo-cygni is the source of this 1386-nucleotide messenger RNA. Its product is annotated as related to peroxisomal membrane protein pex13. Lineage: Eukaryota; Fungi; Ascomycota; Dothideomycetes; Mycosphaerellales; Mycosphaerellaceae. Gene Ontology annotation, molecular function: protein binding. The record is from RefSeq and is a predicted model, not a curated record. The transcript has 2 exons. Gene Ontology annotation, cellular component: peroxisomal importomer complex; peroxisomal membrane; peroxisome. Bases 1 to 1386 code for a protein of 461 amino acids. Gene Ontology annotation, biological process: protein import into peroxisome matrix, docking.